This is a messenger RNA of Gryllus bimaculatus (two-spotted cricket), 639 nucleotides long. The record is from the annotation of a GenBank genome assembly. Lineage: Eukaryota; Metazoa; Arthropoda; Insecta; Orthoptera; Gryllidae.
AUGUGUGAGAACUUACAAGAAGCUGGCGUUAGUUGGGUAGGUUUGCGAUGUUGUUAUAGAACAAUACAAACAAAACACCUGGCGCUGGCGGGCGCGCCGGGCGGCCUGGGCGACCUGGGCGGGCGCGCCUUCCUGCGCGGCGCCCCGCCGCCGUCCUCCGCGUCCUCGCCGGCGUCCUCGUCCGCGCUGCGCCUCACCAACGUGAGCGCCGCCGACGAGGGCGAGUUCCGGUGCCGCGUCGACUUCCGCGACUCGCCCACCGCCAACCGGCGCGUGCAGCUGCGCGUCGUGGAGCCACCGGACACUCCCAUCAUUCUGGAUGCGAGCGGUGUAGAGAUCAGCACGGCGGGCCCCUUUCGCGAGGGCUUCGAGAUGGAGCUGCAGUGCGCAGUGACUGGAGGGCGGCCGCCGCCGGAGGUGGAGUGGUGGCUGAACGGGGAGCUGAUCGACGCGUCGGUGGACGCGCGCAACGCCUCCGUCGCCGUCAACGUGCUGCUGGUGGCGACGGUGACGCGCGAGCUGUGGGGCGCGGGGCUUGAGUGCCGCGCUCGCCCGUCGGGCCUCACGCCUGCCCUCGCGCGCCACAUGCCGGCCGUCGCGCGCCGCGUCGCCUUCGAGCUGUCACUCCGCAAUAAGUAA